UCAAAUUGAUAGUUUCAAGUGAAACUUAUAAAGUACAAAUCCCUGCUUUAAAUAGAAUGAUAACGACUGCACACACUGUUACGUAAAACGGAAUGCAUGUGCCUGGUUUGUCUCAAAGCACUUGUGUUUCUUAAGUGUGUUAAGAUCUGUCCAGAUUCACUCUCUUCAAAAUGCAAUGCAAAAUUGACGAUCUUCCUGAUGAAAUUUUAGAAUAUAUCUUAAGCCUAAUACCGCCUUACAAAGAUCUUCAGGAAUGUAUGUUCGUGUCGAAGAGAUGGUAUCGCGCAACGAAAAAUGUUAUCGAACACAGUGAGGCCCAUUUCCAAAAAUCUGUGGCCUAUGGUUCGCUGUUUUGGCAUUCUUGUUCGUCAGUUCACUUGGAUCCUACGAUAGGCAAAAGACAUUCACAUUCGGCAUGCACUUACGAAAAUUCUAUGUACGUUUUCGGCGGAUGCACUGCCACUUGUACAACUUUCAACGAUUUGUGGAGGCUGGAUUUAGAUACGAGGAAGUGGGCUAGGCCCAUCACGAUGGGAAGUUAUCCAUCCCCGAAAGCUUGUGCCACAAUGUUGCAUCACAAAAAGAGUUUUAUUCUUUUUGGAGGCUGGUCACAUCCUUCGCCUUAUCCUGUCCACCAGCAAUGGAAACUGUUUAAUGAACUGCAUAUUUAUUCGAUCGAAUCAAAUCGCUGGAGUGCCAUCAAUGCUUUAGAAAGUCCUCCUCCAACUUCUGCACAUUCUGCGACGAUACACGGGAAUCUAAUGGUUGUCUUUGGUGGUGUAUGUAAUGGUUAUAGUUCAAAUGAUGUUUGGUGCUUAAAUCUGGAUACGUAUUGCUGGCACAAGCAAACGACUUCCAAUCUAAAGCCGCAACCACGUUAUGGACAAUCUCAAAUCGAGCUUAGCGAUAAGCAUCUUCUUGUUCUGGGAGGUUGCAUUGGACCGAAUGUGGCAAUGAAUGACGCGUGGUUAUUAACGAUGGAAGGUCCAACCUGGACCUGGAAAAAGAUAAAUAUGCGACACACCGAGUGUGCGCCAACACGUAUUUGGUGUCACCAGGCUUGCAAAAUCGGAAAUUAUAUAAUCGUGUUGAGCAAAAGUAAGCGACCGUCUCAACCUAACGACAUGAGCAUAUCGUUAACGAAAGUCGCGUGUCAACGGCCCCAGCCUCCCAAUCCGGUGCCAUUGUUUGAAAGACAAAAAAAUCCACCGCAGGAAAUCGAUAGAGACGAAAACGUGAAUGGACGACAUGGAACCUUUUCGCGAUUGGUACCAUCGCGGAACGGUCCGUUGUCAAUAUCGACCAAUCCCGCUCUUCCAAAAAGGAUGUCAUUUUACAAUGACAGCAAUUUGAGCAUGGCAGCUUUUCGGGACGAACCGGUUCGUACGAGUUCGAGUGCAAAUCGACAACGUCAGCUUGAAUCCCUGCGACGGAUGGAGGAACGAAUUCAGAAUCGCAAAAUGCAGUCGAAAGUUACCAAGAAAACCGAGAACACUUUGGCGAUAUUCGUGCUCGACAUAACCAAAGUAUUGUGCGACGAGUGUUCCGCUUCCUGGGUGCCCCUGAAGCAGAACGGACAGUCUGGCCCGGACGAGCGAAUACUUUAUUCGCUUGUCCUUGGACGCGGAGAACUGAUAGUUUUCGGAGGAAUACGAAAAGAGCAGACGACGAUACAAGGACAGCCGGAUAUCGACGAUUCGGAGGUCUACAACGAUCUUCAUUUCAUAAAUCCACCGCGCUAUGUGAUAUAAUAUAAUAUAAUAAUAUAUAUAUAUAUAUUCUAAAGCUCAUCCUUGUAUUUUGAGACUGCUGUGAAUUUCACUCUUCUCGCGUACUUUGCAAACCAAUGCUCACCUCUCAGACUGCCUUUUAGUAUGACGAUAAUGAUAAUUGUUUUAUCUAGUUUUCAGUUGGCUAUGAAAGUAAAACAAGAAAAUCAAAAAGAGAGAUCGUGUGAGAAUAAUUGUGAGUAUCUUUGUGUCUUUUUUGUUUUUUGUGAGUACGGAAAGGGUGGCAAUAUGUUGUAACAUUUUUUUUAUACUAUGUAGAUUAGAUUUAUAUUAGGAAUGGAAUUCUUUCCGUUGUGAUACUGCAAUCAAGAGGGCAGUUUACCAGCCGCUGUCUACUG
Molecule: messenger RNA, 2128 nt
Organism: Belonocnema kinseyi
Lineage: Eukaryota; Metazoa; Arthropoda; Insecta; Hymenoptera; Cynipidae
Gene: Fbxo42
Product: F-box only protein 42-like
Exons: 7
Coding region: 171-1751 (526 amino acids)
Molecular function (GO): protein binding
Source: RefSeq, a predicted model, not a curated record